AUGUCCCCCGCGCUCUCCACCUCCCCCGCCUCGCGCAUCCGUCACCUAACCCCCAACCCCCGUCUCCAUCUCCAAUUCUUUCGCAACACCCCCAGCACCCCUCACAGCCAAGCACCCUCCAUCCAACGAGCCGCCUCUCCUCUCCAACGCCGCCGCUCUUACUCCACCAGUACCGCCUACCGCACCCCCUGGACAGGGCGUCCCGCGUCCGAAAACGCAGGCACGGAUGCCCCGACGGAGAAACAUAAUGUGCAGCAUGAUCAGUCGCAGAAGAGCAAGGAGGAGAAAAUGAAGGGGGAGAGUGGCAGUGCGGGCUUGGAGGAGAAGCCCAGUGGACAGAGUAAGGAUGCGAAGAAGAAGGUGCAGGUGGAGUUUCCAGAGGGAGCGAAGAUGGGUCCGGUUAUUGGGAUGGAGGAUGAGAGGGGUGGAAAAGGUUCUUAA
Molecule: messenger RNA, 441 nt
Organism: Botrytis deweyae
Lineage: Eukaryota; Fungi; Ascomycota; Leotiomycetes; Helotiales; Sclerotiniaceae
Exons: 2
Coding region: 1-441 (146 amino acids)
Source: RefSeq, a predicted model, not a curated record